Molecule: messenger RNA, 10629 nt
Organism: Rhincodon typus (whale shark)
Lineage: Eukaryota; Metazoa; Chordata; Chondrichthyes; Orectolobiformes; Rhincodontidae
Product: centrosome-associated protein CEP250-like
Exons: 4
Cellular component (GO): Golgi apparatus
Source: RefSeq, a predicted model, not a curated record
AUGAUCUUAUGGAGUGGUACUAAAGAAUGUAUUUCUGUCUCUGUCUCUCUCUAUGUCUCGCUGUCUCUCUCUCAGCUAGGAAACGUUAACAAGAAAUGCAGUUCUUUUGAAACAGAAUGUGCUGAUCUGAAAAAUGUGGUCCAGGACCUCUCAGAGAAACUUUCUUCAAACAAAGAAAAAGUGCAGAAACAGGAAGUUGCAAUGGAAGUUCUACACCAGGAUCUAGACCAGGCAAAUGAUGAGCUAGAGCGGCUUAAUUCAAUCCACGUGGAGGAGCGAGCCCGCCUGAUAGAUGAUUUACAAAGCUGUGAAAGAGAGAUUGACCUGCUUAAAGAGACAAUUGCAGAGAAGGCACACGAAUUGACUGACCUUUCUAAGACUGCGGUGGAAUAUUCAGAGCACAGUAAAAUACUGAAAGAGCAAAAUAAAUGUAAGGAGCAGGAGGUUGGAGAACUUAAGGCAGCCUUAGAAAAGGUUGAAAUGGAGGUCAUGCUACUAAAGAAAACUCAAACUGUUGAUGAACAGACCAUGAAAGCCAGCAUUUCUGCACUUGUAGAUCAACUUUCUCAGAUGGAGUCUGAGCUCAGCAAUGCUAGGAGUGACAAUGAAACAAAGGGGAAAGAAAUUGCAUCCUUAUUGAAGCAGAUUGGAGAAAAUAAUAACACAAUUCAAGGUCUACAUUCAGAAUUACAGAAGCAGAAAAUAUCAAAUAAAGCUCAUCUUGUGGAUUGUAGUGCUCAGAUAUCCUUUCUUGAAAAUAAGAUCAUCAUAGCCACUCAACAGCUUCAAGAAACAAAUGCUGCAAACCAACAAGAAAUUGAAACUCUCAAGGCUCAAUUGAUUGAAAUCAACUUGGCAAAAGCAAGACUUGGCAGUUCUCUCCGAGAGAAGGAGGAAAAAGAACAAUGUUUGGAGAAUGAGCUGAAAACUUUGAAGAAUCAAUGCAACAAUCUGAUAGCUGACACUGUAGGAAAAGAGGAGGAGUUGACAAAGUUGUCCAAGAAAUUUGCUGAACAUAAAGAAGAAGCUAAAAUCAGGCUGCAGGAGAAGUUGGAUUAUGUUGCCUCUUUGGAGAGAAGGCUUCAAGCUAUUCAAGAAACCAAUUCUCAAUUUGUCCAAGAAGUACAAGCUAAAGAAACUGAAAGGCAAGAUUUGAAAAGGCAGGUAGAUGAGAUGACCAAAUUACUCACUGACUCACAAAGACAAACACAAAAACUUAAUGAAACAAAUGUGCAGCUGCAGGCAACAGUGAAAGAGCAAGUUCAAAGCCUUUCAGAGCAAGCUAAACUUCUGUCCGAAUCAAAUGAAAGAGUUGCUAAUACUUCGGAGAUCCAGUUCGAUUUAGAGCAUCAGAUAAAAGAACUGAAUAUUAAAAAUGAAAAUCUCAAGGAGGUUGUCAAUAAUAAAGAAGAUGAGCUUUUAAAGAAAAAUGAUGUUGUCAAACAGUUAGAAAAAGGAAUAGCUUCCAAAGAAGAGCAGAUUUCACUGUACAUAAGUACAGUUUCUGAGCUUCAAAAACAUAAAGAGUCUAUAGUCCCAAAACUAGAACUUCUGAAAACAUUGGAACAGAAGGAACUAACACUGGAAAAGCAAUUACGUGAAAAAAUAAACGAGUGUAACUUUCUGAAAGAUCAAAUUCUAGAGAAUCAGAAAAGCACUGAGCAGGUUCGAGGGCAACUGCAGUCCUUGACAGUCCAGCUUGGAGAACUUCGUCUUUUACAUGCUGAAAAGGAGGAUUUAUUAAACAGUAAAAUUACCGAAUGUAUCUCACUCCAAAACCAGCUCCGUGAAGGACAGGAAACAUUGAUGCGUCUACAAGAUCAGAUUCAGGAUUCCAAUAUUGAACUUGGGGUCAAAGAUGUAGCUUUAAAACAAAAGCUAUCUGAGUGCAGUGGUCUGCAGAAAACAUUAAGUCAGCAACAGCUUAUUGCUAAAAGCUUAGAGAAUCAAGUACAUGCAUUGACUGAAGAAAGGGAAAAUCUCAGGCAACUGUUAGAAAAUAGAGAAUCGCUCCUAAGUGAUAAGUCCAACGAAUGCCAGGCACUACAAGGACAGCUUGAUCAGAAAGCCAAUACAAUUGUAUUCUUGCAAAAGCAAAUGGAAACACUGACUGUUGACAAAAAAUGUCUUCAGAGUGAAAAUGAAGAGCUGCAAAUAUCUUUAAGUAAGUGGACUGCUGAGCACAAUCAACUGCUGGAAAAAAUAAAUGACUGUGAGUCUGUGGCUGCCCUUGCACAGGAUCAGGCAAAAAUUCUUGUCACUGAAAAUCAGAAACUUAAAGAGCACCUUGAAAAUGUGAAUUCUACACUAUGCAGUAAAACAGAUGAGGUUACAGCCCUUCAGUCCUUGCUGUCACAAAAGGUGGAAAUGAUAACCUCGCUGAAUGAAAAUGACUGUACCUUCGAUGUUAGUAAUGGGAAAUUUACACUGAAUCUUGAAGGGAAACAGAUUGCACCAAAUCAGCAGGCAAUGUUGCUGCAACAGGAACAAGGCAAGGUAUUGCAGGAGGACAGUCAGAUGAGUCAAUACGUGCAGAUAAUUUCGCAUUUACAAGCUCAGGUGCAAAUUAUCACAUCUGAAACUGCUCAGCUUAAACAGACGUUGCAAGAAAAAGAGACAGCUCUUCAACAGAAGGCUUACUUAGAUGGAGAACUUCAGAAAAUGACAGCAGAGCAAGAGGCAUUAAAAUUGCAAUCUGUGGAAAAUACUGGAAUCAUUUUGAAACUUCAGAACCAAAUCCAGGACAUGACUUCUAAAACAAAUGAGUUAAAAUGUAACAUUGAAGAAAGAGACAAGCUGCUGGCCUGUAAAGUCGAAGAGUGUGUCAAAAUCAAAGCAACAUUCUCUGAAACAGAGGAUACAGUUUCACAAUUUCGAGAGCAACUGGCAGCUGCCAGUACUGAAGCUGAACAGCUGAGAACGACUAUUCAGGAAAAGGAGAUGAUAGUGCAACAGAUCAAGGAAAGUACCACAAUUUGCAAUGAAGCAUUAAUGUUAAAAAUACAAACAAAGGAAACGGAGUAUACAGAACUUAAUGAAAAGUUUACUAAUCUUGAACAUUUAUUUUCACAAUGUAAUAAUCAAAUGAACCAACAGAAUUCAGAAAUAAGUCAAUUGAAACAGGUUCUUGUGCAAAAGGAAGCUUCAAUUUUAGAGGAAAGAAAACUUGUCAGGAAAUGGCAAGACCGAGCAAGUGAGUGUGAUUUUCUGAAAUUGGAAUUCGCUGAGAGUACAAAGAAGGUUUCUCGACUCCAGAGUGAAGUGCAGUACCUGAUGUCUGAGUCGAAGCGACUUGAGGAGUUACUGCGGGAGAAAGAAACUGCUUUUAGCCACCUGCAGGAAAGGUAUGCUGCGCAGACUGAACAGUUUGAGGAAUUCCGUGAAAUGCUUCAUGUGAAGGAGCAAGAAAUAACAGAACUUCAGGCAGCACUUUGUGCAAAGGAUGCCAGUGUUCAAGUCAUAGAAAGUAAUGCAAAUGCUUUUAUGAUUGAAGUUAAGUCACUAAAAGAGGAACUGCAAAAGAGUCAGGUAUCACUAACUGACUAUAGGGAUGUUUUACAGCAAAAAGAUGAAACAUUUGCUAUCAGUCAGAGGAACAUGGAGAGUCAAAUUGUAACUCUAGAAGCGCAAAAGAUCGAAUAUAAAGAAGCUGCAGAACGACUUGGCAUGAUUAAUCAAGAUUUAAAACAGAAUGAACUAAUCCUUCAGAAGAAAUAUUUGGAUCAGACACAUCACAUUGAGAAACUUGACUCAAAGCUAAAGGCUUUGAGUGAAAAAUCUGCUCAAGACUAUCAAGAUAAAACAGCACUGGUUGAACAUCUUUAUCAACAGAAUGAUCAACUUAAAAAAGAAAAUUCACAAUUGGAUCACCAGAUUAACAUGAUGAAGAUGGAAAAGGAACAAGUGAGUGCCUCAUAUCAGCAGAAAGCGAAUGAAUUACAGGUGCUUGAAGAAAAGCUUGCAACAAUGUGUGAUAUCAGGGAAAAACUUGAUGUUACACAGCGCAUGAAAGAUGAAAAUGAAUCUCUUCAAAACCAGGUCAGUGUUAAAUCAGAGCAAAUAGCAAAACUGAAACUGGAAGUUAAAAAAUUAGAACAAAAUCUGACUGAAUCAGAAAGGAAAUCAUUAGAAUUUGGUAGUGAAACUGAGAAAAAUAAUCUGCUAACAGAGAAAUUGAGCAAUUUAGCGAAUCAAUUAGAGUUGAAAGAUGUUAAAAUAGACAGCUUGCAAAAGGCUCUAGAUAAUUUGCAAGAGAAACUUGGUGAACAGUCAUCUGUAAUAAAAACCAGUUCAAGUCGUCUGAAAGAGCAAGAAGUGUUGGCAUCAAACUUCAGUCAACAAGUUGUUGAGAAACAAUCCAAACUGGAUGAAUUGUCAACUUUGGUUUUAAGUACUGAAUCUGCUGUUGUUGAGUUAAAGCAAAUUCUGUCUGAGAAAGAAAAAGAAAUUGAAAACUUGCGAAGGAGCAUUUCAGAAAGUGAAAAACGAAGUUCAGAAAUUACAGGAAGCUUGAGCGAUAAAUUAAAAUCUUUUGAAGAAGAAAAGCUCUCGCUUUGUAAUGAGCUCAAGCAAACCAAGUUAAGUCAUCGUUUAGAACUAGAAGCUUUACAAAGACAAGUAGCUGAUCUUCAAGAGAUACAAUCACAAGCUAUACUAAGAGAAAAACAACCCUUUUUAGAUGAGAGUAUCCAACAAAAUAAUUCAACAAAAGAGCAGAUCAGUGCUUUGAAGGAUGCAGUCAAGGAAGAGGCUCAGCAUUUUGAUUCCUUGCAAAAGAAGGAACAAGCAGCACACUUACUGAAUAUGCAAGUGAACCAACACCAAGAGAUGGUAAUUUCUGUCAGCCAGCAGCUGAGAGAAAAAGAAGCUACAACCAUGCAGCUUACAGAAUCGAAAUUAAAGGAAAUUGUUAAAGCAGCAGAAGAGGAAAAACAUUUGACUGAUCAAAUACAAGAGCUUAAAGUUCAGCACCAUGUUUCUAAUGAAAAGAUAGAAAAGCUUACAGAUGAACUGGUCAAAUAUAAGAAACAACUAGAAGAGCAAGAAAUUAUUUUGAAUUCAAAAGAAAUCCAAUACGAAGGCAUUGCUGCCAAAAAUGAACAGCUACUUUCACAAACAGAAGUGCUUACAAAGGAACGGGACAUACUCAAAAAGAAAUUUCAAGCUGCACUAAUAACUAGAAGGGAUUUGAUGAAGAAAGUUCAAGAGUUGCAGAAAGGAGCCAUUGCUGAAAAAGAGAAAGAUCAGCAAAUCACAGAAAUGCAGCAUAAUUACAGAAUGCUUGAAAGUCAGACACAAGAGUUGACCUCGGAAAUGACAAUUAGUCAGAAACAAAUUAAACAGCUUGAAUCACAUCUUGAAGUCCUCAAACAACAGUUGGUAGAAAAGGACAGCGAUAUAAAUAUUCUUAGUGAGACCCUUUCCAAAAAAGAAACUGAUAUAGAACAGUUGGAAAGAAAGUUCAGUAAAUAUGAAAUGGAAAAAGAAGCCAUGUCUGUUGAAUUGCUUCAAACUAUUCAAAAGAAAGAUUCCUCAAUUGCCCAACUCCAGGCUAUUUUAAAAGACAAAGAAAAAGCAUUUGAAGAUGAGCGCUGUCAACUUAAUUCAGAUCUUGAGAAAAUUAAAAUUUCUUUACCAAAACAAACAGAGUGUUCAAACAUUGAAUCAUCUGGUAGGAAUGUCAAUCCUGGAAAUGAUAAUAUUGAUUUCAUUGAGCCACUAAAUGUGCUUAAACAAGAAAAGGAACAUUUACAAAAGAAACUUCAGGCAGCUCUUUUGGCUCGAAAAGAAGCUAUCAAAAAGGUUCAUGAGAAGGAUAAAAACCAUAAAGAGCAGUUGUCCCUACAGAAGGAAGAAUAUAAUCACAUUUCAGAAAUGUAUUCUGCGCAAACCAAAGAAUUAGAAAAUGUGAAAGAAGAAUUAGCUGCACUCCUCCAAACACAUCAAACAAAGCUAAUGGAAUUUGAGUGUAAUAGAGAACUAACAGGGACUCUGCAAAAGCAGUUGCAGUCUGUCACUGUUAUGCUUAAUGACAAAGAAAAGGCAUUGGAACAGCUUAAAGCUCAACUUGAGAAGCAGGAAAGCAAAAUGCUUGCUGCCUUAAGUCAGCAAGAUGAAGUUCAGAUCCUUGAAAAGAAAUUAACAAGCAUGGUUUCCUCAUUAGCAGUUAAGGAUACUGAUGUGAAAAGCCUUCAAAGUGAGAACGACCAACUUCAACAAGAGUUAGGAAGAGCACAAGCUAAGAUUAUUGAAUCAUCUGAAGAAACCCAAAUGAUAAAGCAUUCUCUAACCAGUCUCGAGCAUCAGUAUCAAGAGGAAAAGGAGCGCCAGGCUGCAGAGAUUAGUUGGCUUCAAAAUGAGUGGCAUUCAAUACAAGCUGAAGCUGAAAGCCUCAAAAUUGCCCUGGAGGGAGCGCUAAAAGAUAAAGAAAAUUAUUCUCAAACUCUGGAAAAUUCAGCUAAAGAUUUGGCUUGUCUCAAAACAGAGCUAUUGGAUUUACAAAGAGAGAAAGAUAAAAUUGAAGCACAGCUUAAUAUUUUCCAGGGGGAGAAUGCAGAAGUCAAAUCAAUAUUGCAGCAAGCUUUCCAGUCUCAAAAAGCAAAUGAAGAAGAGAAGCUGCAUACACAAAUACUGCCUGCGCAGUCAGAGCUAGCAAAGAUGUAUGAGAGAUUACAAGAACAGGAUAACACUGUACAGACAUUGGAAUGUACGUUGACUGCAAAAGAGAAGCUCGUAGAAGAACUGGAAUUGCAAGUUCAGAAGCAAUUAUUUUAUGAAAUAGGAAAGGAAAGAGGAAAGAUUUCUACCCCUGAAGUUCAACAGAAGGCAGCAGGCAAUCCUGAAGAGUGCAGGUCUAAAGAACUGAUUCAAAGAAAGCUACAAGCUGCGCUAAUAUCCCGGAAAGAAGCCCUGAAAGAAAAUAAAACUCUUAAGCAUAGUAUUAACGCUUUAACAUCAGAAAAAGAAGUUCUUAUUUCCAAGAUUUCUACCCUUGAAAGAAGCUUAGUUGAAAUAAAGAAACAGCUGGAGUCUUUACAGCAAGCUAUUUCAGCACAUCAUGAAGAGAAGACGAUGCUUCUUUCUGAAGUAAAUGAAAUAUUUGCAGAAAAACAGAACUUAAAUGUUGCAAAUGAAAGUCUAAAGCGUACACUAGAAACAAUAACAGAAGAGAAGCAAGACCUUUCUCACCAGUUGGAUUCAUUGAAAAAUUCUCAGGCAUCUGAGCUGUCGGAGUUGAAAGCAAAACACGAUGAAUUAAAGCAUGAAUAUGAAUCCCUUUUACAGUCCUAUGAAAACAUUGGAAACGAAAUGGAUAAAAUGAGACAGAUAGUUGAAACAACCAGAAAGGAAAAGCAAGAGAUUGUUUACAAAUUCCGUGAAGUUGAGGCUAAGAGGCAACAUAUUGAGAAACAACUCGAGGAGGUGAGUGAUCAGAAUGAAAAAACUAAGGACAAAAUGAGAAAACUUGCAAAAUCCAAGCAACAGAGAGUUCAGGAACUUGAAGAUGAAAUUCAAAGAAUCAGCACUGAGUUGCAAGCUAUUUCUGCAAAUCAGAGCCACACAAAUGAAUUGUCUGUUCAAUGCAAUCAACUCAGAGAGGAGAACAAAUUGCUAAAACAAACCUAUGAGAAACUUAAAUCAGAAUUUAAUAAAACUCAGAAGGAAAAUGAGCAUUUACUGAAGGUACUUAAUACAUCCACAUCUAUCUUUGAUGAGCUACAGGCCAAAGAGACAUUUCAUCAGUCUGAGUUAGGAUCCAAAAUUGAUGAUAAAUCCCAAAUAAAUGAGCCAUUAUCUCCAGGCAAGCAAAUUUUGGAGGCCGAGGAUGGAACGUCUCAAGGUGUAGAGCAAACAAGACCACUAUUGUCUGAGAAACUUCAACAAUUGAAGUUGUAUCACAAGAUGGAGAGCCAAGAAGAAGAAGGUAUAGUUACAGAACUUCAACAAGUAGUGAAAGCCUGUCAGGAAGAGAUUGUGAACUUAAAUGAAAAAGUAAAAAUUUUAGAAGAUGAUAAAUCCCUUCUUCAAGAAGAACUUGAAAAUGUUCAAGAAAUGUCUGACAAGGUCAAAAAUGAGAAAGAGUAUCUGGAAACAGAGUUACUUAAAAAUGCGGACAAACUUGAUCAGUUAACAGAUGCACUGAAGACACUUCAUGUACAAAAUAAUUCACUUAUCAAUGAAUUGGAUAGCUUCAGACAAGAGAAAUGCCAGUUGGUCAAUGCACAGGAAGCCCAGGAAAUAAAACUGGCAAAAGUGUUUGAGGAGAAGCUCCGGUCUGCUCAGAGAGAUAAAGCCAGAUCCAGUGGUGAAAUCAAACAACUGCAAGAACUAUUAAAAGAGAAACAACAGGAAAUAAAUCAGUUACAGAAGGACUGCAUCAAAUACCAGGAGCUCAUUUUGGACUUGGAACGAUCAAUCAAAGCAUCUGACUCGGCUUGUGAAGAAAUGCAAAAUAGACUAGAGUGUGCAACUACAAAAGUCUUCGAAUCUGAAGAACAAGUCAGAAUAGUUCAAGAAGAACUUGCUUCUAAUAAAGUUUUGCUCCACAAUACCAAAAGUGAAGCUGAUGGUGUUCGUGCACAGUGUUUAGAGUUAAUGAAAGAACUACAAAAACAAGAAGAGGAAGCGAAAGCCCAAAUUACUGAAAAAGAGAAGAAACUCCUUCUGAUUUUGGAUCAACAGAAAACAAUUCAUCAAAAAGAAAUAGUCAGUUAUCAGGACAAACUGGAUUUGACGGAGCGUGAUAAAGACAGGGUGGUUGCAGAACUCUUGGAAGUACAGGCUGAACAAAAUGGCCGUGAUCUGCUCAUUAAAAAGCUUCAGGACGAGUUAAAUAGUAAUUUGGCAAAUUUGGCAGCAUUCGCAAAAUGUAUGUCCUCUCUUCAAGAUGACAGAGAUAGAAUUAUUGAAGAAGGCAAGGAAUGGGAAACUCGAUUCCAAGAUACUAUCCAAAAUAAAGAACAUCAAGUGCAAGCAAAGGAAGAAAUGUUACAGAAACUUAAUGAAGAAAUCAAGCUAAAAUCUUUUGAUCUUCAAGAGCUGCAAUAUAGAUCUUUACAGUUGGAGCAGACAAUAAAUGAACUUACUGUGAGCAGCAAAGACGCAGAGGUGAAACACCAGAAUGAAUUAGUUAAUAUGAAAGCGCUUAUUUGCAAACACUCUGAAAAGCUUGAAGAGAUGGAGAGAUUGUUAAAAGAGAAAGAAGCAACUUUGAGCAAAUUGUUGCAAGAAAAUAAUGACUUAAGCACACAGCUUUCUGAUAUGAGCCAUUCAGUGACCAAGUUGAAAAUAACUGAGCAAAUGCUAGGAAAAAAUUUGGCAGAGAAACAAUCCGAAAGUCAUCAGCUUCUUUCUGAAAAUGAAAAAUUAAAUGCUGACCUAGAGAAGCAAAAUGCUAUUUCCCAGCAGCUGAAGCUAAUGCUAAACAAUAAGGACAUGGAGAUUUCAAAACUCGUUUCAUCAAAAGAAGGUGAAAUAUCAGAGUAUGUAGCAGAAUUACAAGAACAAUAUAGAACACAAAUGGAGGUCUAUGAGAGUAAGUUGAAGGUUUUCCAGCAUGAUAGCCGUAAAGCAGCCAAUGAAAUCAAAGAAUUGCAGGUGCAGAUUGAUAAAAGCAGAGAAGACAAAGACAAAGCUAUUGCCAAAAUAGAUGCAUUUACAAAAUCCAUGGCUUCUCUUCAAGAUGAUAGAGACCGUAUCUUAUCCGAAUAUACGCAACUUGAACAACGCCACCUUGAUAUGCUAAGUCAGAAGGAUGGUUUUAUUCAGGACAGUGCGACUGAAAACAACGAACUUAAACAAGAAAUCAGAAAUUUGCUCAACCAAAUGGAUGACCUUAAUUCUGAAAAUGCAAUGCUUAGAGCACAAUUGAUACAGUACAGGGAGGAACUUAACCAGGUCUUGUGCUUAAAAGAUAAUCAGUUGAAGGAGCUACUUCAAAAGCAACUCCAGCAAAUUAAGAAUCUUGAGACAGAUAAAAACAACUUUGAGGAACAAUGGAAAGAAGCACAGAAAUCCCUUGAAAAAUGCAAUGAAAGCAUAAGAUCCUUACAAGUAGAAAACAAGCAAAUUAUGGGACAAAUGAUAGAACUCAAGACUGCCCCUUUACACACACAAGAUAAAUCAAAAGCACGUGAACUAAAAAAGGAUUUUGACUUUAAAACAACCAUUUUAGAGGAACAUGAAAAUAAACUGUUUGAAGUUGAGAGUCUGACCAAGUCAGAAACUGUGUUUAAAAUCUCUGAGAAAGCUGUUGAAAUAGUUCAGGAAGGAACUCAGGAAGAACUAGUUGGAUCAUCAAAUGAUUUGUUAAAAGGGACGGUUUGCCUUAAAGACCAGAAUUUAUGUCAGAACUCCUCGGAAAUAACAUGGCUUAGGAAUAAAAUUGAAGAACUGGAAAAACUACUUCAAGCAAAGUUACAAGAACACACUGAACAAGACAUUUCUUGCUUCCAGAAUGAGUUGGCUGAACUAAGAUCAGAGAAGACCUUAGUGCUUUCAGAGUCUACUGCUACAAAAGAACAAUACCUCUUAAAAGUGGCUGACCAUGAUAGACAAAUUACUGAUCUGAGAAAAUUGAACCAGGAAGCAUGGAGUUGUGAACUGGCAAAUAGUGUGCAGCAGACGAAG